GGACACAUGGGGGACCUUCUCUUCCAAGAAAAGCACCCAAAGAUUUAAUCUUUACUCUACCUUCCAUUAAUUUUCUAUCUUACUGAUCACCCCUUCUCCUUCAAUCCACACCUCUCUUCUUCCAUGUCCAAAUCUUCAAGCUAUGGGAGUUAAACUUUACAUUAUCUCCUUCUUGAUAACUUCACUCAUAUUCUUCCUUCUUUAUAUACCAACCCAACUCACAGCAUUCAACAAUACCACAAGAUUCAAGCCACCCAAAUCUUUUCUCAUUCCAAAGUCUAGCAACUCAUCUUAUCCUGUCACAUUUGCUUACUUGAUAUCUGCAUCAAAAGGUGACACCUUGAAGCUCAAAAGAACCCUUCUUGCUUUGUAUCAUCCUGGUAACUUUUAUUUGAUUCAUUUGGACUCUGAGGCCAGUGAAGCUGAGCAACUGGAGAUUGUAGAUUUUGUUUCUGAGCAUCCUGUUUUUGACCAAGUGGGUAAUGUUUGGAUUGUUGGGAAGCCAAAUUUAGUGACUUACAGAGGCCCCACAAUGCUGGCUACUACUCUUCAUGCAAUGUCUAUGCUUCUGAGAUCUGCAGAUUGGGAUUGGUUCAUUAAUCUCAGUGCUUCUGAUUAUCCAUUGGUUACUCAAGAUGAUCUAAUCCAUGCCUUCUCUGAUUUGCCAAAAGAUCUUAACUUUAUACAGCACAGCAGUCGUCUGGGCUGGAAGAUGAAUAAGAGAGGAAAACCAAUUAUAAUAGAUCCAGGUCUGCAUAGUUCUAACAAAUCAGAUAUCUGGUGGGUAAUUAAGCAAAGAAGUCUUCCAACAGCUUUCAAACUCUAUACAGGUUCAGCUUGGACAAUUUUAUCAAGGUCGUUUGCAGAGUACUGCAUAGUCGGCUGGGAUAACCUGCCAAGAACCCUCCUGCUGUACUACACAAACUUUGUCUCCUCUCCUGAAGGUUACUUUCAAACUCUCAUAUGCAACUCACAGGACUACAAGAACACAACAAUUAACCACGACCUCCACUACAUUUCAUGGGAUACACCUCCCAAGCAACACCCUAGGUCUCUCGGAGUCAAAGAUUACAGAAGAAUGGUCUUAAGUAACCGACCAUUUGCUAGGAAGUUCAAGCAACGUAACCGUGUUCUUGACAAGAUUGAUAGUGAUCUUCUCAAAAGACACCGCGGAAAAUUCACUUAUGGAGGAUGGUGCGAAAGAGAUGACACCAACCAUGUGUGUGAAGGCCUGCAGAGUGAGAAAUUUGGUAUUCUACGGCCCGGAACAGGCGGCAGGAGAUUAAAAACACUGCUUAAAAAAUUGGUAUCAGCUGAUAAUAUUAGGAAGAGGCAAUGCAAAUGAUGAUCUAUAUUCUAUCGUUUGUCUUUGUAAAAGAACAAUAAGUACAGUAACGGGUAAACCUGCAAGAAAUAGUCAGCAGUAACUACACUAUUCACUGAGAUAAUGAGUUCAGUAAUACCAAUACCAUUUUUUUGUGUUCUUGACAA
Messenger RNA from Daucus carota subsp. sativus, 1491 nucleotides. RefSeq names its product beta-glucuronosyltransferase GlcAT14A. The record is from RefSeq and is a predicted model, not a curated record. The coding region runs from base 143 to 1345 and encodes 400 amino acids. Gene Ontology annotation, cellular component: membrane. NCBI's taxonomy places the organism in Eukaryota, Viridiplantae, Streptophyta, Magnoliopsida, Apiales, Apiaceae. The transcript has 4 exons. Gene Ontology annotation, molecular function: glucuronosyltransferase activity.